UCAGUGCGCACGGCUGUGAGAGUUAGUAAACGCAGGACUGUCGGUGUGUGUGUGUGUGUGUGUGUGUGUGUGUGUGUGUGUGUGUGUGUGUGAGAGAGAGAGAGAGAGAGAGAGAGAGAGAGAGAGAGAGAGAGAGAGAGAGAGAGAGAGAGACAUGCCAAUAUGAAUAAGUUUGGUUCGUUCAAUAACUUCGGGAAGCGCGUGAAACCGGCGCUUACUCACGGUGAGCAGGUGUGCAUGAUCGAGUGCGCGCCCCCGUGUCCGUGCCGCACGUCCCCGCCGUGUGUCUGUCCAUCGUCAAGAGGAAGAGACGGACUGGAGGAACUGAAGGAAAAUGGAGGUCCAUGUGAGACCGGAGUCUCCAACACUCAUGCCUUCGAUAAUCUUGCCUAUGUGGCAGGAAGUCUCAGUGAACUUCAACCAAAUUUUGGCCAGAUUUCUCAGCUAACUCUAACUUUAACUAGUGGCCCUUCUUGCCCAGACAGCACUCAUGCCCUCCAUACACGUCUCUCCGCACUCAGCGGUGUAGCCGACAUGUUUAUUCCCCACUCCGGUGGCCGAGCAUGGGUAGGCUACCAUCCUUUUACAGUCACGAGCAAAGAGAUCCUACAGGAGAUUCAGGGGAUGGGAUAUGGAGUGACAGAAGUGAACGAUACUCCUCAACCUGGAGAGUUAGCCCAGGAAGGGAUCUUGGUAAGGAUCAGAGUGGAAGGGAUGACGUGCCACUCAUGUGUACGUGCCAUCCAGGACCGGAUUGGAGCACUGCAAGGGGUUAAGGGUUUGAACGUAUCCCUAAGAGACAAGGAAGCUGUUAUAUGGUAUAACCCCAAACAAGUGAAGCCAGAAGAUCUACAAGAACACAUAAAGGACAUGGGCUUUGAUGCCUUUCUUAGUGAGACGGACUCGAGAUAUAUUUGUCUGAAGACAGUACAGUCUGAAUGGGUGGAGGUCAGGUUUGGUGUGGAAGGGAUGCACUGUGGGUCAUGUGUUAAAAACAUUACAGAGAGCUUAUCUGGAAUGCUGGGUGUCCAGGGCGUGUUGGUGUCUCUGGAAAGCAGAAGUGUGGAUUUUAAAUACGAUCCGUCUCUGGUUACCUUGGUCACAAUCAAAGCAGUCAUAGAGGAACUUCCUUUUGGGAAUUUUAAAGUAACUCCAGAAUUUCAGGAACAGAUUUCUAAUGGGUUUGUUCGCUCUCAAAUGUCUGGGGUUCAUUCUUUGGACAGCACUUCAUUCCAGAAAGCGAUGAUUACAAUAAAAGGCAUGACAUGUAACUCUUGUGUGCAGUCCAUAGAGGAAGUGAUAUCUCAGAGAACUGGUGUGCAAGCUAUUAAAGUUUAUUUAAAGGAAGAGAGAGGAAUAAUUACAUUUGACCCAAGAGUGACCUGUCCUGUUGAACUCAGGGAUGCCAUUGAGGACAUGGGCUUUGAGGCAUCCAUUGAACAAGAUUCUACCCUUAAAGACGUCUCACGCUCUAGACCGUCUUCGCGAAAAAGCACAUCCUCACACUUCAAGAGCAAAACCCCACCAAGACCUAUGCCCAAGACCCCCAGUUCAACAAGAAAUUAUGUUCCUGAAGAGGAAAGAACACAGAAAUGUUUUGUCCGGGUCACAGGGAUGACCUGCGCUUCAUGUGUGGCUAACAUUGAGAGAAAGCUGCACAAGCAUACAGGUAUUAAAUCUGUCCUCGUAGCCCUGAUGUCAGGUAAAGCUGAAAUCAGGUAUGACCCGGACCUUAUGGAUUCAGCACAGAUAGUUAAACUCAUCGCUGGACUGGGAUUUGGAGCAUCGUUAAUGGACGAGGGUGCAGUCAGCAACGGCCUUCUGGACCUUUCUGUGACCGGCAUGACGUGUGCUUCCUGUGUCCACAACAUCGAAACCAAACUCCGAAGCACAAACGGCAUUCUGGAGGCCACUGUUGCCUUGGCAACCGGCAAGGCUCGCGUUAAGUUCGAUCCCGAUGUGGUCGGGGCACGUGACAUCAUCCGAGUGAUCGAGGGUCUUGGGUUCGGCGUCUCCUUGAUAAAAAACAAUGCCCUAAGGAAAAAUGAUGGCUUGGAUCACCAGAAAGAGAUACGACUCUGGCGCCAGUCUUUCCUGUUCAAUCUGCUCUUCGGGAUCCCUGUCAUGGGUCUGAUGAUCUACAUGAUGGUGAUGGACAAGCAGCAUGAAGAACAUGGAGGAUCCUCGCCAGAAAUGCAGAACCUGCUGCCCGGACUCUCGCUCCUCAACCUGAUCUUUUUCCUGCUCUGUACCCCAGUUCAGAUCUUCGGAGGUCGAUACUUCUAUAUCCAAGCCUAUCGUUCUCUGAGACACGGUGUGGCCAACAUGGACGUGCUCAUCGUUCUGGCCACCACUAUUGCUUAUGUUUACUCCUGCGUGGUGCUGGGUGUAGCCAUGAGCGAAGCAACCAUGCAAAGUCCGGUCACUUUUUUUGACACGCCUCCCAUGCUGUUUGUGUUCAUUGCCCUUGGACGCUGGCUGGAGCACAUCGCCAAGAGUAAGACGUCGAAGGCUCUGGCUAAGCUCAUGUCUCUGCAGGCGACGGAUGCGACGAUAGUGACGCUGGGCCAUGACAACUCCAUCAUCAGCGAGGAGCAGAUCUCAGUGGAGCUGGUGCAGAGAGGAGACGUGGUUAAAGUGGCACCUGGUGGAAAGUUCCCCGUCGAUGGGAAAGUGAUCGAGGGAAACUCCAUGGCUGACGAGUCUCUGAUUACAGGAGAGCCCAUGCCGGUCAGGAAGAAACCUGGCAGCUGUGUGAUCGCUGGCUCGAUUAACGCUCACGGAGCUCUGCUAGUCGAGGCCACACAUGUAGGAGCAGAUACAACCCUCAGCCAGAUCGUUCGUUUGGUGGAGGAGGCACAGACUUCCAAGGCACCAAUCCAGCAAUUUGCAGACAAGCUGAGCGGAUACUUUGUCCCUUUCAUCGUCCUUGUCUCCGUGGCAACGCUGGCAGCGUGGCUCAUUAUUGGGGCUCUUGACUUUGACAUCGUGGCGAAGCAUUUUCCCGACUAUGAUAAGAAGAUUUCCCGGAUGGAGAUGGUGGUGCGUUUUGCCUUCCAGGCCUCCAUCACUGUUUUGUCUAUCGCCUGCCCCUGCUCUCUUGGCCUCGCGACCCCCACGGCAGUGAUGGUGGGCACCGGGGUCGGAGCGCAGAACGGCAUACUCAUCAAGGGAGGAGAGCCGCUCGAGAUGGCCCAUAAGAUCAGAGUGGUGAUGUUCGACAAAACAGGCACCAUCACCAACGGGGUGCCUCGUGUCACUCGGGUGCUAGUUCUGUGGGAUCAGGCACGUUUGCCUCUCCGGAAAGUUCUAGCCAUAGUGGGCACUGCAGAAGCCAGCAGCGAACACCCACUGGGCAUGGCGGUGGCCAAACACUGCAAAGAGGAGCUCAGCACAGAGACACUGGGUUUCUGCCAUGACUUCCAGGCUGUACCAGGGUGCGGGAUCGGUUGUAGAGUUUCCAACAUCGAGGCGCUCCUGGAAACCAACACAGAGACAGACAGCACACUAACAAACACACACGAUUCGGCUCGUCUCAACCUCCAGGGAGCCACGACGGAUGAGAGUAGCUUAGUCACAGAUGGAGACGUGGUUUCGGGAUCUUCCUCGUAUUCCGUCCUGAUUGGAAACAGGCAGUGGAUGCAGAGGAAUGGAUUACAGGUCACAGCAGACGUGGACGAAGCCAUGAGCAGCCAUGAGACGAAAGGACAAACAGCCAUUUUAGUGGCUAUAGAUGGUGUGCUGUGUGCCAUGCUGGCCAUAGCGGACACGGUGAAAGAGGAGUCGGCUCUGGCGGUACACACACUGAGCCGCAUGGGGAUUGAUGUUCUGAUGAUCACCGGAGACAACCAUCGCACUGCUAAAGCCAUCGCCACACAGGUUGGCAUCAGGAAAGUGUUUGCCGAGGUCUUGCCCUCUCACAAAGUGGCCAAAGUUCAGGAGCUGCAGGAAAAAGGGCUGAAGGUGGCCAUGGUGGGUGACGGUGUGAACGACUCACCCGCUCUCGCUCGUGCUGAUCUGGGCAUCGCGAUCGGCACCGGCACUGACGUGGCCAUCGAGGCCGCAGACAUUGUCCUCAUCCGGAAUGACCUGCUGGAUGUUGUGGCCAGCAUCGAGCUGUCCAAGAAGACAGUGAGAAGAAUCCGAAUCAACUUUGUGUUUGCUCUCAUUUACAACCUGCUCGGGAUCCCGAUCGCAGCCGGUGUGUUUAUGCCUGUGGGUUUGGUGCUCCAGCCGUGGAUGGGUUCAGCUGCCAUGGCUGCCUCCUCCGUGUCUGUUGUGCUCUCCUCUUUAAUGCUGCGCUGCUAUAAGAAGACGUCAGUGGAUCAGUACGAAUCGAGAGCUCACGGGCGCAUGUGCAGUCUGAGGUCGUCUCAGGUCAGCACUCAUGUGGGGCUGGAGGAGAAGCGGUGCAGCCCUCCGACACUUCGCCGCAGCCGCUCCAGACUCUCUCGGUCUUCGUCUCAGACCUCCAGAUCCGAUCGAGCGCAUGCCGAGACCGAUCGCCACUCUCUCCUCGAGCACGAUCAGUGCAGCCAGGAAUUUAUGGUGUAGGAGGUCACAAACUGCCAUUAUACUGUAGAGCCUUAGAUACAGAUAUUUAUUGUAAAGCAGAAACAGACCUCGAAUCAGCGCAAAAUACCGGGUGAAUACGAACACUGGGUUUUUUCAUUCAUUCAUUCAUUCAUUCAUUUCUACCGCUUAUCCGAACUUCUCGGGUCACGGGGAGCCUGUGCCUAUCUCAGGCGUCAUCGGGCAUCGAGGCAGGAUACACCCUGGACGGAGUGCCAACCCAUCACAGGGCACACACACUCUCAUUCACUCACACACUCACACACAAUUUUCCAGAGAUGCCAAUCAACCUACCAUGCAUGUCUUUGGACCGGGGGAGGAAACCGGAGUACCCGGAGGAAACCCCCGAGACAAGGGAAGAACAUGCAAAUUCCACACACACAAGGCGGAGGCGGGAAUCGAACCCCCAACCCUGGAGGUAUGAGGCGAACAUGCUAACCACUAAGCCACCGUGCGACCGUCCUGGUUUUUUUAUUCAGUAAAAUAUUCACAUUAGAGAAAGGAUGGAUUUAAACCCCACAUACCUGGGUUUCUUGCAGGUGGGAAAUGUCCCCGGGUCUUAAAAGAGCUUCACUGUGAGAAACUGAACAUAUAGAGCUAACUAGCAAGCUACAGUGGCCUCGUUCUAAUGUCAUUGUCAUGUAAAUAUGUUUACACAAGCAGAAUUUUGCCCUGGUUCAUUACUCUCUCAGCUGCUAAUUAUUAAAGGUCUGUGUGUGUGUGUGUGUGUGUGUGUGUGUGUGUGUGUGUGUGUGUGUGUGUGGGCAAGUAUCAAAUUAUAACAUAACUCAGAGGAAUAUGUUGUACUCUCUAGAUGGGAAGAAGACAGUUCUGAGUAUGUUGCAAGCUCUACUGCGCUGUACUGUACUGUUCCAUACUACACCAUACUAACAUA
Molecule: messenger RNA, 5467 nt
Organism: Tachysurus fulvidraco (yellow catfish)
Lineage: Eukaryota; Metazoa; Chordata; Actinopteri; Siluriformes; Bagridae
Gene: atp7b
Product: ATPase copper transporting beta
Exons: 21
Coding region: 163-4554 (1463 amino acids)
Biological process (GO): copper ion homeostasis; monoatomic cation transport
Cellular component (GO): membrane
Molecular function (GO): ATP hydrolysis activity; copper ion binding; ATP binding
Source: RefSeq, a predicted model, not a curated record